CUGUGUGCACUGAACACUGGCCUCUGCGAGCUUCAUGCUUUAGGGCUUUUACGCACUGUCUUCUAGCUUAGUUACACAUUGACUGCAUGCUACAAGUUUAUCUCAGGGAUUACGGUCACUUGCUGCUAUUUUAUUCCAGUUAACGCGCGGUGAUGAGCGCAACAGAGCUGGGUCUAUGAUGCGCUGCUUGAUCUGUCUGUGGAAUUCUUCAAAAAUGCAUUUAUUUGUGCUCGCUGUCUUUCUUUACCUCAAAAACGGUGCCAAUGCGGACCCCAAAGCCAAGUGCCCCGCGCGCUGUGACGUGAGCAGCUGCCCGAGCCCCAGCUGCCCCGGAGGGUACGUGCCAGACCGCUGCAACUGCUGCCUGGUGUGCGCGCUGGCGGAGGGGGAGCCGUGCGGGCGCAAAGACGACCUGCCGUGUGGUGAGGGGCUCGAGUGCAAGCACCCGGCCGGAAUGCGCCUUUCCAAGGGCGUCUGUCAGUGCAAGCUCAACUACGAGGUGUGUGGCAGCGACGGCAAGACGUACGGCAACGUGUGCCAGCUGAAGGCGGCGAGCAGGACCGCGCUACAGCAGGGUCUGCUGUCCAUCAGCCUGGUGCAGAAGGGACCGUGCGACUCCGCUACAGGUCCCUCUCAUGUGGCCAGUCCUCGCUACAAGUUCAACUUCAUCGCUGAUGUUGUGGAGAAGAUCGCUCCUGCUGUGGUGCACAUAGAGCUUUUUCUGAAACACCCUCUGUUUGGUCGGACCAUCCCUCUGGCCAGCGGCUCUGGGUUUGUGAUGUCUGAAAACGGUCUGAUCGUCACCAACGCCCAUGUAGUGUCCAGCAACACUCAAGUCUCCGGUCAGCAACACCUCAAGGUCCAAAUGCAAAAUGGGGACGUAUUCGAAGCCAGUAUCAAAGACAUCGACAAGAAAUCGGACAUCGCCACCAUCAAAAUUAACCCGCAGACCAAGCUGCCAGUGCUCUUCCUGGGCCACAGUGCUGACUUGAGGCCUGGGGAGUUCGUGGUGGCCAUCGGCAGCCCCUUCGCCCUCCAGAACACAGUGACCACCGGCAUCGUGAGCACAGCACAGAGGGACGGCAAAGAGCUGGGCCUGAGGGACUCGGAUAUGGACUACAUCCAGACUGACGCGAUUAUCAAUUACGGCAAUUCUGGAGGACCUCUCGUUAAUCUGGAUGGAGAAGUUAUUGGCAUCAACACAUUAAAAGUAGCCGCAGGGAUAUCCUUUGCCAUCCCCUCAGACAGGAUCACACGGUUCCUCAAUGAUUCCAUGGACAAAUUCAGCAAAGACACAAGGCUGAUUAAGAAGAGGUUCAUCGGCAUACGGAUGCUGACCAUCACACCCACGCUGAUAGAAGAGCUGAAACAGCAGAACCCAGACUUCCCUGAUGUCUCCAGUGGGAUCUACGUGCACGAGGUGGUUCCUCACUCUCCGGCUCAGAAAGGGGGCAUUAAAGAUGGAGACAUCCUGGUCAAACUCAAUGGUAAACCCCUGAUGAAAACAGCUGACCUACAGGGGGCGCUGCAGGAGGAGACAGCUCUGCUACUGGAGGUGCGGAGGGGCAAUGACGACCUCCUGUUUAAUAUUGAGCCUGAUGUGAUCAUGCAAUAACCCAAAUGUACGUGAACCUUAAAUGACUGUGCUUAGACCAGUGGUCUUAAAACUGGACUGUCCCACUGGGGACUGAUGCUGGACAAUUCAGGACAGUGGACAGCUGAUGGUACUUGGGACAACCUCCUUCUAACCAGAAGACAAGAGGGACACACCAGCAAGAUUCUUACACAAUAUACUGUACUUUAGACGUUUGGUCUAGUUUGUUAUUUGUUCUUUAGAACAAACAGUGAGAGCAAAGAGAGUGUGUCAUGUACUGGGAGCAUCCUGGAGAUGCAACAUCUUCUUAAUUGGCACUUCUUCUUUUAUAGUAGUAUAUUAAUGACCAUGUUAGUAUAUUAAUGACCAUAUUACUGUAUUAGUGACUAGCUCUUGACCAGUUUAAGCAUGUGCCACAAGUGAGCAGCUGUUGCAGCCAUGACAAGAGCAAGAGCAGUUAUCAUUUGACUGUACUGUGUCUACUGCCUCCGGUCUAACUAAACAUGCAUGUCAUUUAUCUGACUGACAACAGUGUGAACAACUCACUGAUGCUAAAUACUAAUUUCAUCAUAACAAUCAACUGAAUAUCGCUGCACAUGUUCUUAUGCAGGCUACAGAGGAGUAAUGGGUUUGGCUCAUGUUGAGUAAAGUGAGGUUCUUAAGAGGAUGAGGUCUUUUGUAGCUAAGCUGGCCUGGGGCUUAUUAAAGAGUCCUUUAG
Molecule: messenger RNA, 2312 nt
Organism: Boleophthalmus pectinirostris (great blue-spotted mudskipper)
Lineage: Eukaryota; Metazoa; Chordata; Actinopteri; Gobiiformes; Gobiidae
Gene: htra3b
Product: HtrA serine peptidase 3b
Exons: 10
Coding region: 176-1615 (479 amino acids)
Biological process (GO): proteolysis
Cellular component (GO): extracellular region
Molecular function (GO): serine-type endopeptidase activity; protein binding
Source: RefSeq, a predicted model, not a curated record